AGUGUUCGGCUGGGGCAGGCACGCUGUGGCUGGCUACUUCCCUUCCUCCCAUCCCCCUUGGGCCAAACGGGAUCGGUGCUUCUGGAAACAAUGACCGAUAAAACAGAGAAGGUGGCUGUAGAUCCUGAAACUGUGUUUAAACGUCCCAGGGAAUGUGACAGUCCUUCGUAUCAGAAAAGGCAGAGGAUGGCCCUGUUGGCAAGGAAACAAGGAGCAGGAGACAGCCUUAUUGCAGGCUCUGCCAUGUCCAAAGAAAAGAAGCUUAUGACAGGACAUGCUAUUCCACCCAGCCAAUUGGAUUCUCAGAUUGAUGACUUCACUGGUUUCAGCAAAGAUAGGAUGAUGCAGAAACCUGGUAGCAAUGCACCUGUGGGAGGAAACGUUACCAGCAGUUUCUCUGGAGAUGACCUAGAAUGCAGAGAAACAGCCUCCUCUCCCAAAAGCCAACGAGAAAUUAAUGCUGAUAUAAAACGUAAAUUAGUGAAGGAACUCCGAUGCGUUGGACAAAAAUAUGAAAAAAUCUUCGAAAUGCUUGAAGGAGUGCAAGGACCUACUGCAGUCAGGAAGCGAUUUUUUGAAUCCAUCAUCAAGGAAGCAGCAAGAUGUAUGAGACGAGACUUUGUUAAGCACCUUAAGAAGAAACUGAAACGUAUGAUUUGAGAAUACUUGUCCCUGGAGGAUUAUCACACCCCAAAUGCAUAAUCUCGUUAAUGAUUGAGGAGAGAAAAGGAUCAGAUUGCUGUUUUCUACAAUGGAGCAGGAUAUUGCUGAAGUCUCCUGGCAUAUGUUACCGAAUCAAAUAGCCUUCCAGAGGCUAAGAAAUUUCUGUUAGUAAAAGAUGUUCUUUUUCCCAAAGCAUUUUAUUUGAAAGGAUAACUUGUGUUUUGGUUAUUUUGUAUUCCCACCUGUGCUGGUAGAUAUUAUUAACCCAUUAGGUAAAUACUAUUACAGUCGUGGUUUCUGCAGCA
Homo sapiens (human) is the source of this 968-nucleotide messenger RNA. RefSeq names its product cancer/testis antigen family 45 member A3 (gene CT45A3). Bases 91 to 660 code for a protein of 189 amino acids. NCBI's taxonomy places the organism in Eukaryota, Metazoa, Chordata, Mammalia, Primates, Hominidae. Gene Ontology annotation, cellular component: nucleus. The transcript is spliced from 5 exons. The record is from RefSeq and is marked validated.